This is a messenger RNA of Erpetoichthys calabaricus (reedfish), 1821 nucleotides long. RefSeq names its product 1,25-dihydroxyvitamin D(3) 24-hydroxylase, mitochondrial (gene cyp24a1). The record is from RefSeq and is a predicted model, not a curated record. Lineage: Eukaryota; Metazoa; Chordata; Cladistia; Polypteriformes; Polypteridae. Gene Ontology annotation, molecular function: oxidoreductase activity, acting on paired donors, with incorporation or reduction of molecular oxygen; monooxygenase activity; heme binding. Gene Ontology annotation, cellular component: mitochondrial inner membrane. The coding region runs from base 83 to 1633 and encodes 516 amino acids. The transcript has 12 exons. Gene Ontology annotation, biological process: cellular response to peptide hormone stimulus; glucocorticoid biosynthetic process; cholesterol metabolic process.
AAUUUGUAACAAACAUCACAGCUCUAUAUAAUGCGGAUGCUCGUGAUGGCAAGGAUGCUUAUACAUUCCUUAGGUCGACAGAAUGACUUCACACUUGCGAAGGGGAGGCUCGAAAUUUCUGCAACUCAUUAGGAAAAAUCCUGUUCGCUUGGAGCCUUGUCAUGAGCGGUCCUCUGCUUGUGCUCUAGAGUCCCGCGAAGCGGCCCCUAUUCCGGGUCCCCCUAGCUGGCCAGUAGUAGGCAGUUUGCUGGAGCUGCUUUGUAAAGGUGGUUUGCGAAGGCAACACGAAUUACUGAUCGAUUAUCAUAAGAAGUUUGGUAAGAUCUUUCGAAUCAAGCUGGGUUCCUUCGAAUCGGUGCACAUCAACGCGCCCUGCUUUUUGGAAGCGCUCUUCAGGAAGGAGAGCAACUACCCGCAGAGGCUGGAAAUCAAACCCUGGAAAGCGUACCGAGACUUCCGCAACGAAGCCUACGGGCUGCUCAUUCUGGAAGGAAAAGAUUGGCAAAGAGUCAGAAGUGCUUUUCAGCAAAAAUUAAUGAAGCCCAGUGAAGUGGAAAAACUGGAUGGGAAAAUCAACCAGGUUAUGGCUGAUUUUGUUCAAAGACUGGAAGCUAAAAGUGACAAAGAAGGAAAAAUAGAAGGACUAUAUGGAGAAUUAAAUAAGUGGUCUUUUGAAACGAUCAGCCUGGUGCUUUAUGACAAGAGAUUCGGGCUUCUGCAAGAAAAUGUAAAUGAAGAGGCAUUGAAUUUCAUAAAGUCUGUAAAAACGAUGAUGAGCACUUUUGGAAAAAUGAUGGUGACACCUGUGGAAAUUCAUAGAAGCUUAAACACAAAAACAUGGCAGGAUCACACAAAUGCAUGGGAUCAUAUUUUUCAGACAGCAAAACUUUAUAUUGACAAGAGGCUGAGCACACAUUCUGAGAAGCCAGAAGAAGACUUCCUUUGUGACAUUUUCAAGCACAGUGAUUUAUCUAGGAAAGAGCUAUAUGCCACAACCACAGAGCUUCAGAUUGGCGGAGUUGAAACGACUGCAAACAGCUUUCUUUGGGUUAUUCUGAAUAUGGCCCGUAACCCCAAUGUGCAAGAGAAACUUUACAAGGAAAUCCAAAAUGUGUUGCCAGUAAAACAGGUUCCAAGUGCAGAUGAUAUCAGGAGGAUGCCAUAUCUUAAGGCCUGUCUCAAAGAAUCAAUGAGGUUAACACCAUCAGUUCCAUUUACAAGCAGAACCCUUGACAAAGACACAGUGCUUGGAGAUUAUAUGCUUCCUAAAGGGACGGUUUUAAUGAUAAAUAGCCAUGCUUUGGGAUGCAGUGAAGAAAGCUUUAAUGACAGCAUGCAGUUCAAGCCAGAGCGCUGGUUGCAGCAGAGGCAUUGUAUUAAUCCUUUUGCACACGUGCCUUUUGGGAUUGGAAAGAGAAUGUGCAUCGGCAGGCGACUGGCUGAACUUCAGCUACAGCUGGCCCUCUGCUGGAUUGUGAAGGAUUUUAAAAUCGAGUCUACUGACAAUGAACCGGUGGACACAGUCCACUCAGGAAUCCUCAUUCCAAACAGAGAACUACCAGUUGCUUUUAAAAGGAGACACUGUGAUGAAAAUUCAAGAGCAGCACUAUCUUCUCAACCCAGUGUGUUUUGAAACUGCAGAUUUCAGCAAAUAGGUAUACAAUGUGGACCACAAACCAGCAGCUCUGAGCUUCACAUCUGGACACAGAUGAGUGUGUGAAUCUGCAAACUCAUUGUGGUGGAAUGUGAAAAGAAGAGUUUAUUACUGGAGGCACAUGUAAGGGAAGAGAAAUGUCAUUCUUUUAAGUUGAUGUAGCAACC